Molecule: messenger RNA, 489 nt
Organism: Parastagonospora nodorum SN15
Lineage: Eukaryota; Fungi; Ascomycota; Dothideomycetes; Pleosporales; Phaeosphaeriaceae
Exons: 2
Coding region: 1-489 (162 amino acids)
Source: RefSeq, a predicted model, not a curated record
AUGUGUCAAAACCUCGAACUCAAGACGCAAUCAGCCGGUCUGGCUUCAGGACUUCGUCUUACAGAGGAGAACCUGCGUCUGCACAGCGCGGUGAACAAGAAGAUGCCACCGCAAAUCAUGUUGCAGAACCACCAGCUCGCCGAGAAGGAGUUCCACUACAACUUUAACAUGGACUACGAGGAGUCGGAAGAUGGCGACCUGCUUGCAAUGCACGAUCUGGCACUUCGGCAGGCGGUCUCUCUGGAGGCGCUCCAAGCAUACGGCGGCUGCUUUGUCUCUGGCUUCCUCGCUAUGCAAGAAACCCCUCCAUGGGCAUCAUCACCGACUGCCACAACAUACUCGGGCACGUCGUCAACCAGCACUGGCAGCCCGCGGCCAGACUCGCAGACGCUGAGCCGCGAGGACCUUCGUGACUUGAGCGGGAAAUCAAAGAAGAGCUGGAAAGGCCUGAAGAAGAUUCGAAGCAUAGCCCGCCUGUCAAAGAACUGA